Molecule: messenger RNA, 1479 nt
Organism: Paralichthys olivaceus (Japanese flounder)
Lineage: Eukaryota; Metazoa; Chordata; Actinopteri; Pleuronectiformes; Paralichthyidae
Source: RefSeq, a predicted model, not a curated record
AUGGCCUCCGCAUUGUCAGAGGACCAGUUCCGCUGCUGCAUCUGCCUGGAUUGCUUCAAAAAUCCUACCUCCAUCCCAUGUGGACACAAUUUCUGCCUGGAUUGCAUCAAUCACUUCUGGGACACGAGACGCAAGUCGUUGUGUCCGAUUUGCAAAGAAGUCUUCAAAAAACGUCCAGAACUCAGGAUCAACGUUGGCUUGAGGGACAUCACUAACGACUUCGUGAGGUCUCUGAAGGACAAACCCAAAUACAAGCCGAUCAUGAAACAACCGUCGCAGACCGACGUUCCCUGUGACAUCUGCCUCGAAGUCACACAAAUGGCGGUCAAGUCGUGCCUCGUCUGCCAGAAGUCGUUUUGUGAAAGUCACCUGACACCUCACCUCAGUGAUCAGAUGUUGAUGAAGCACCGACUCACAGAUCCGGAAACCUUCAUUCAUCUCUGCAAGAAUCACCACAAGCUCCUGGAGAUGUUCUGCACGGACGACCAGACGCCGGUGUGCGUGAAAUGCGUCGCGAAGGACCACAAACAUCACACUACGAUCCCCAUUGAGAAGGAGAGCAAGAGGAUCAAGACUCAGAUCAGGAGAACGGAGGCAGAUUUUCAGCAGAUGAUCCAGACCAGAAUCAAGAAGACUGAGGAGAUCAAGAACUCGGUGGAGCAGUGCAAAACACAGACAGACAGAGAGAUACAGACGAGCGUUCAGGUCUUCACCAUGGUGAUCAGUGCCAUCGAGAUGAGCCAGGCUUUGCUCAUCGAGGAGAUCGAGAAGAAGCAGGAGGCGGCCCAGAGGAGAGCGGAGGAGUUACUCCAGGUGCUGCAGCAGGAGAUCGAGGAGCUGGAGAGGAGAUGUCGGGGCCUGCGGUCCCUGGAGAACACUGAGGACCUUCUUCACCUCUUGCAUGGUUUCCCCCCUCUGAGUGUUCCACUGUCCACCAGACACUGGUCCGAGGUCAGAGUCCAGUCCGACAUUUACAUCGGGACGGUGUCGAAAGCGUUUUCCAAACUGGUGGACACCUGCCACGACCUUGAAAAGAAGCUGCUUUCAGACGUGGAUGUGACUUUGGAUCCUGAGACGGCUUCGGGCUGGCUCACUCUGUCCCCCGAUGGAAAAAAGGUUGGGGAUAAAACCGACUGGGAUCUCGGUGUGGCCAGAGAGUCCAUCAACACAAAGGGAACCAUCACGGUGCGUCCCGACAGCGGUUACUGGGCGAUCUGCAGGCGUAAGGGAGGCAGCCUGAGCGCCUGCACCAGCCCCUGCGUCACCCUCCACCUCCGGGAAACCCCGCAGAGAGUGGGCAUAUUCCUGGACUACGAGGGGGGGUCGGUGUCGUUCUACAACGCGGAGACAAAGACUCAUAUCUACACGUACAGAGGGUCCAUGUUCAACGAGCCGCUCUAUCCCUACUUCAACCCCUGUCUCCAUGACAACGGGAAGAACACCGCCCCGCUGGUGAUCUGUCCCGUGGAUUGGGUUUGA